Exaiptasia diaphana is the source of this 1369-nucleotide messenger RNA. RefSeq lists its product as uncharacterized. Bases 76 to 1002 code for a protein of 308 amino acids. The record is from RefSeq and is a predicted model, not a curated record. The transcript is spliced from 4 exons. NCBI's taxonomy places the organism in Eukaryota, Metazoa, Cnidaria, Anthozoa, Actiniaria, Aiptasiidae.
GUCAUUCAGAAUUUUAAGUUGACAGAUUACUAGAAGACUCUGAAGACUCAUACCUGUGUAAACAACGAACUUGCAAUGUCGUCCGAAAGCCUCCUUCAUCGAGUAGGAAUAUUCCUUUGCUUUCUCCAUUUUGGUCAUGCAUUGAGAUGUUACGCCAGUAUGUGUAGAAAUACAACUAUUCCGGGAGUUAUUGAAACCCAUGAUUGUUUCCCCAAUCAUACGGAAGUCACGUGUCCUCCUGUACCUGGACUGAAUAUACCUGCUGACCGGUGUAUGACCAUGAGGAUGAACAUGAGAAUGRCCAAUCCAGCUGGCCCRGGUUUUGCUGAAAUUUGGACYGAGACCCGGAACUGUACCUCAUCCGUGAUGUGUUCCACUGUWUUCCGCGAUUUGACAUGUAAUGCAGUCAACAAAUCRUUAAACUCUACAGGUCAUAUUACAAGUUGUGAAAUGGGUUGCUGUGAAGGAGAUCUCUGUAAUAGUGGUGGACCAUUACCCACAUUGCCUCCUGCACCCACCGGGCCAUCAGGUUCUGACCUAUCCUGCUACGCAUGUUCAAACCUACCAAAUAUUCCCGGGUUGGUAACAGCGCAGGGAUCCUGCUCCAAUCCAUCAAAACAAACAUGUGGUGACGAUAUGAUUCCAGGAAUGAAGCAAAACCAAUGYAUUCGUUUAUCACUCAAACUGGGGGGUAUAUCAUACGAAUUACGAAACUGUUCUGGUUUCGCGUAUUGCAAUCCAGCGGCCCUCUGUGGAAGUCUGCAAUCACUUGGUCCAGUUAGUGACUGCAAUGUUUCCUGCUGCUCUGGAAGUUUUUGCAAUCAUGAUGCUGCACCGACRACAUCUGUCCCUUCUACGGUAACUACCAUGACGAGUACUACUGAUAGCAUCAAGGUGACGGCUGYAUCUGGCAUCCCCAAAGCGAAUGGGCUGAUGCUCCUUCUAGUUGUACUGGUGGGGUCACUGAUUGCAAAGCAUAGUGGUCAAAUCAGUCAGUAUUGAUAAGUCUUCAAUGUCUAUCAAACACCAUCACCCGCCCUAUGUAGUAUAUACAGCCCACAGUAGAGUUAAAUUGAAACAGUCAAAAUGUUUGUUUUGGUACCCUUUCACUACAUACCACUGGAUCACCAUAACAUGCAAGAAAUCACGAGACCAAGGGAGGAUAGGAUGCUUGUUGGCCAUGGUAGACGGCACUACGUCACAUACAAACAAUAUCUUGCAUGCUUCUGCAACUACAGGUUUUCCAGUCACUGAUCUAGGCAAACGCUAUAGGUGUAUAUGUUUAAAACUAGUAAGCCUUUUCUGACAUUAGAACAUUAUGCAUAUAUUGUUUCUUUCACGAAUUGCAAUAAAAURCACCGAAGCUUCA